GAGUGUGGCUCAAUACGAGUGUGUGCGCUACAGUAGUACCGGAGGAUGAACAUGGACAGCGGCUGCACGGCGGCUCCCCUCCCCGGCAAAAGCAGCUGGGGAGAAAGCUGAACGUGGAGAGAUCAAUAUGCAGGGGAAGAGAUAUCUUAUCAAUACAUAAACCGGAUACAAGGAGUGCAAAGAUGACCGAGGGCAGACUGUGCCAAGUGCAGCUGCUGGAGGACAGGAAGCUGGAGCUGCUGGUUCAGCAAAGGCUGCUGUCGUACGAACUCCUCGACCUGGUGUCCUCACACUUCAACCUCAAAGAGAAGGAGUUCUUUGGAAUUGCAUUUUGUGAUGACAAUGGGCAGCGUAAAUGGUUGCAGAUGGACCGCAGAGUUCUUGAACAUGACUUUUCCAAGAAGUCUGGGCCCAUUGCCCUCAACUUCCUGGUCAGGUUCUAUCUAGAAAGCAUCACACAGCUUAAGGACAUCACCACGGUGGAGUUAUUCUUCCUGAAUGCAAAAUCUGCCGUCUACAACGGGAUUAUAGAGGUGGAGAGUGAGAACGUCUUCAAAUUAGCCGCAAAUGCUUUGCAGGAGGCGAAGGGGGACUACACAAGUGAUGAAAGCACAAGAGCUGAACUGAAGAAGCUACCAACUCUUCCCACCAAAGUCCUCAAGGAACAUCCGUCGUUUGCAUACUGUGAGGAUCGCGUAAUCGAACAUUAUAAACAGCUGAAAGGAGUCUCCCGAGGAAAGGCCAUUGUUCAGUAUCUGACGUUAGUGGAAUCGUUGCCCACGUAUGGCGUGCAUUAUUAUGAAGUGAAGGAUAAACAAGGGAUCCCGUGGUGGCUUGGAAUCAGCUAUAAGGGCAUCGGCCAGUAUGACCUGCAGGAUAAAUUGAAACCUCGAAAGCUUUAUCAGUGGAAGCAGCUGGAAAACUUGUACUUCCGGGAGAAGAAAUUUGCCGUAGAAGUUAAUGAUCCACACAGGAGAGCAGUAACCAAGCGCACCUUUGGGCAGACGGGCCUACUCAUCCACACGUGGUAUGCCAGCCAUUCUUUGAUCAAAACCAUAUGGGUCAUGGCUAUUAGCCAGCACCAGUUCUACCUGGACAGAAAGCAAAGCAAGGGUAAAUUAGUAACAGCCAGAAGUGUGGAGGAAAUUGCCAUGGAUCUCACGGAGCACGGAGGAGCGAAAAUCAACAGACUGGGAGACGCAGGCCUGAACAAAACCUUAAUAACAGCCAGCAAUGGCAGCCUGGUGUCUACAGGUUCUGCAGACUCUGAAAUGAGUGAAGAACAGAAGAAAGAGAAACUCUCUGAUCUGAGGAAAAAAGAGCAGGAGAUCCAAGAUAUUCUGUCCAAGAAAACAAAAGAACUGAAGAAGAUUUGCUUGAGAGAGGCGGAGAUCACUGGCAAGCUGCCGAAAGAGUAUCCCCUCUCUUCAGGAGAAAGACCGCCACAGGUCAGACGGCGAGUUGGCACUGCUUUCAAAUUGGAUGACCUGUUCCCCUACAAUGAGGAUCCCAUUCUGAGGAACCUGGAGAGCAGGUUUGCGCUGCAGCAGAAGAUUGUGGAGGCGGCCAAGAAGCUCGCUAAUGAAGGAGAACUGUGCAAAACUGUGAAGAAGAAGAGGAGGAGAAACUGUUUGGAUGCCAUGCACAAACUCCAGCAGAUCGAGGAUGAGAUGAACCAGUACCGCAUCAAGAAGGGGAAAAAGCCCACGCAGCGGGCCUCGCUGAUCAUUGCAGAUGAACUCGUCCGUUCAGACUGCAGCUCGCUGGCUAGUCUCCCGCUGGAUGAUGAUGACUCGGAUGGUGUCAGUCAGAGGCCACGCUCGCGGUCCGUCCAGGGUUCCCCUCAGCUCAGUCCGAUGCGAUCGCUGGGAAUAGAAUAUGAUGUAGAUAGACGUGGAUCUCCGAGGGAAAAUCAUCUAAACAAGAAUCACAGCAGACUAGCUUUUGAAGGCCAGGAUGCUUCCCACUACUACCAGAAUCCAAGAGAGGUCUCCUCCACCCACAGUAGUCCAUAUAAAACCCUUCCCAGACCUCUUAGAGAUCCACGCAGCAUGCCUCCCACCCCGGUUAUGACCCGCAAUGCCUACAGCAGCAGCCAGCUCAGGUCCGAGGGGUCUCCUCAUUGCUUCAGGCAUCGCAGCGGGAGUCUGGAGUCGCAGCCUCGGCUAAAAAAAGAUUCUGACUCAGAGAAGCCAGUUUUUAUCUUGUCACCUUCCCACCGCAGCAACAGCACAGAGGUGUUGGAGGAUUGUUCGUCCUACACCAGCCAGUCCAGCCUGGACUACUGCGGGGCGCCCAACUCCCACUACAGUACGCUCGACUCCCGAACCUCAACCAUGCAUCGUCUCCACAGGAAGGUGGAGGUGUAUGGAAAUACCGGGAGUAUGCCCAACUUGGUCCAGAACCCCUCUGGUUCUAGUUACUCAUGUGAUACCUCAUCACACUAUGCACCCAGUGCCUACUAUGUGGACAUGGAGCCUUACGCUAACGGUGCCUACGUGUAUGAGAAUGACGUCGAGGGCCACUACAACGUCAACCCUUCCUACCAAAUAAAUGGGUAUAACGGACAUGACAGAUACAGGACUUACAGCAGCGACCGGGCAGAUAGUAUUUCCCAGAAUCCCUACGCUACAGUGAGGCCGCCGCGAAACAGAGAGGGGCCCAGGAACGAGCUGUUGGCUAAGAACAUGCAGAAGGCCCUGGUGGCGGAGCAUCUGAAGGGCUGGUACCACCGAAGCAAGGGUCCUGGGGUUGGAGGGAGGGGGAUGCUUUAUGAUUUUGACAGCGGCUCUCAGCUCAGCCUGGGAUAUCAGACCAUGCCAGCAGCUUUCAGCCACUCCAGCAGAACCACCUCCUUUUCUUCAGUGUCCUCAGUGGAAAGCGCAGGCAACUGGCGCAACCAGUUGGCAGUCGGCCUGACAGAUUACGAGACACCCGACACACCUCAGUACACACACCCUGCAGCGCCGGCUUCUCCGUACAACCGCAGUCCCUCACACAGCAGAUUUCACAUGGAUGGAAGCUACAUGGGCAUCCACUGAAGAGGACCAAACCAAACUUUGGCACAAACAAAGCCAUGGCCAGCAGCACAUGAAGGAGAAGAGGCUGAAACAUAGGCUGUACACACACUUUUUGUUUCUGCCUAAACCCCGUCUUGGAAGAUGUUUCGUCUGUUUUCGGCAGAGUCUAUGUGUACGCUGUCCUCAUGUUAAACCUCUGAACACAGUGAUGACACUCUUGAAUGACUUUUCCCAUGUGCCUUGGAUUGGAUGGAUUGUACAGGCAGAUGAGAAUGUGUCAAGGAACUUUAAGAUGUUGCACAACCACACUGGAUUCAAACCCUUUUGUGUUUUAAAGAGGAAAAAACAGGCGACAUGGGUUUUUACUGGAAUCCAACUCCAUGUGGAACUAGCUACCGCAUUAUACAAAACAGUAGGUUAUAGAAUAAAAUGUUUUUCACCACUUUCAUCUCAGUAAAGUAACAUAGUCUUAAUUAUAACAUUCAAAUAGAAAACGAACAUGUUCCCAAUGUGACAUUACAAGAACCCAUUAUUAUUAGGCUGUGUAUUUGAUGACUUAACAUUUCUUCCUUUCAUUUAACUUUUAUUCAGAUGUAUUAUGUCAAUAUUGUUUAUAAACCAUUUUGUCUUUGUUGGUGGCGUGAUGUGUUUUGAAAUGCAUGGUAAGAUUUUUUAAAUUUCAUUUACAAGAACUUCUUUUUAUAUUAACAGAAGACCACUGCCGUAAAAAAAACCCAUAUUCAUGUCUCGUUUUCUCACAUAUUUGUACAGUCAGUGUGUAGUUACAUGUUAGAUGUUGUCAUAAAAUAUUUUCCACUGGGAACAAGGAUGUGAAUAAAUACAUGUGACCGACA
Molecule: messenger RNA, 3874 nt
Organism: Trematomus bernacchii (emerald rockcod)
Lineage: Eukaryota; Metazoa; Chordata; Actinopteri; Perciformes; Nototheniidae
Product: FERM domain-containing protein 4B-like
Exons: 23
Coding region: 183-3041 (952 amino acids)
Biological process (GO): establishment of epithelial cell polarity
Cellular component (GO): cytoskeleton; adherens junction; bicellular tight junction
Source: RefSeq, a predicted model, not a curated record